Schistocerca nitens (vagrant locust) is the source of this 3056-nucleotide messenger RNA. It is a transcript of the gene Sec8, whose product is annotated as exocyst complex component 4. Gene Ontology annotation, cellular component: growth cone membrane; synapse; exocyst. Bases 70 to 3018 code for a protein of 982 amino acids. The transcript has 15 exons. Gene Ontology annotation, biological process: exocytosis; Golgi to plasma membrane transport; chemical synaptic transmission. The record is from RefSeq and is a predicted model, not a curated record. Lineage: Eukaryota; Metazoa; Arthropoda; Insecta; Orthoptera; Acrididae.
CAAUGUUAUAUAUGUACUGAAAAUCUUUGGCGGAGUAAUAGUGUUUGGUUUGUUUGUGUAGGUAUUGUCAUGGCGAUGCUGGAGCCGCCUGUCAAGCCCCCUAGGGGCGUAAAAUAUGCUAAAGAAACGAGUGGAUUAUUGAUGUCAGUGAUACGGACUCUGUCUGCAAGUGAAUCAAAUGAACAGCGAGACAGAGAAAAGGGUAAAUUGGAAAGAGAAUACAAGAAAAGUGACCAAAGAUUGGAUGAACUUGUCUCAUUGCAUGAUCAAGAUCUUACACGUGUUAUGCAGCUGUUUGGAAAGCUCUCUACCCGAGUGCAAUUGUCACGAGAAAAAAUUCAUGCUGUUAAAGAAAACUUACACGCUUGCAAAAUGCUCCUCCGGUGUCGGAGGGAGGAACUGAAAAAAUUGUGGCUUGAAGGAGUUGAGCAUAAACAUGUUCUGGAACUCUUAGAACAAAUUGAUCAGCUUCGGGAGGUUCCUUCAAAGCUGGAAAUGCAUUUGUCAAAGAAACAUUACCUGCAUGCAACCAGGCUUUUGGUUUCUGCUCUUUCUAUGGGAGAAGGUGACUUGGAAGGUGUUGAGGCUCUUCGUGAAGUCAGGAUGGAACUACAGGCCAAGAAGGAGAUACUGCACACGAAACUUACCGAGGAGCUGAGCCAGCAGCUGUACACACACCGUAAGCUUCAGGAGAACAUCCCUCUGCGCCGCCAGGGGUCUGGACGUGACAACUUGCUGUCGGGUUCACUUUCACCAUUUCAACGGGGCUCUGAACUUCGUGCUUCCACGAAAAGUUCCAGACACUUGUUAGAUCCUGGUACUAACAUCAGUCAGGGAAGCAGAGCUAGUCCGGGACCGAUGCAACUAAAAAAUGAGGACUUAAUGAAUAUCAAGGAAGAUACAGAUUUAGAAGAUCCAGAAGCUAGCUCUGAGCACUUCAUGGCAAUUUUGGUAGAAUGUUUAGCCUUGCUGCAUAAGCUGCCAGAUGCUAUUGAGGCUGUAAAGACAAAUAUGCAGAGUGAACUGCUGGCAGUUCUCUCACAGGUAACUCAACAGGUGCAAGACCAUUCUUCAUCAAAUGCCCCACUCCAGCUGCCUACUUCCAACAUUCCAGUGCUGACAUCUGUACCAUCAACUGGUCCUGCAUUUCUGCUGGAGCUGUUCAGUUCUGUGUUUGUACAACUGAGAUGUAUCACAACUGCUCAUGCUUCAUUGUUACACAUUUUUUCUUGCAUUGCUGAAAAACAUCACGUCGAUGUCCACCUGUAUGAAAUGGCUGAUGUCUGGUCAAAAAUGCAAGCUGUUCUGCAGUUGCUCCUUACAGAUUACUUAGACAUUCAGAACACAAGUGGAGAGCCCCAGCAGGCUCCCUCAUUUUCAGAAUCAGCAAGUGACAUGUCUGUCUUCUUCACAAGAAAGAAAUCUUCCAGACAGAAAAAGAGUCCUUUGUUUAAAUUUGACUAUUCAUCCCAUGCUCUAACCAUGAACAGUUAUCUCAAGGACCAGUGGAAGAGUGAUAGAGUUAUGAAGGACUAUGAAGAUCCAGUGCACCCUAAAAAGCCUAAGCAACUGAUAUGCCAACCAGAUCCUCAGAAUAUCAUAUACAUCUUCAUUCCCCUGAUGAAAUUCAUUGAAGAAACUGAGAAAGAAAUUGGGUGUAUCUCAAACAGUCACUGUACAUUGAAGGCAUUUUUGGCUGAUUAUGUGAAGGAAGUCUUCUUGGGACGUCAUCAUGUGACAGUUGCAGGGAAGAUAGAAUUUGCAACCAAAGCACCAGACGCCUGGAGAGCCAUGACAAAUCCAGAUACAGUCAAGAACUUAAGGCUACCCAGGCCGUUAUUACAGAGUACUGUGAUAGUUGAGCAAUGUGUUCAGGAGCUUCGUGGUCUGAUGCAAUCACUUCCAGUAUACUCAGAGCAUUUUCUAGCCAUAAUAUGCAAUAUUGUGCGUGGGUAUCGAGAAACUUGUCAGGCUGCUUAUCGUGGCAUUGUGCAACCUGAUUCUGAGGAUAAACGAAUUUGUAGUGCUGCCUGGUUACGUGAUGAAGACAUUAGCCGUUUUAUCAAGUCCCUACCAAACUGGGUGGACCUCCAAGCAUCAAAGAAGGAAAGCACUAUAGGAGCUGUAACAGUGGAAGAAGAGAGUCCAGAGGAAGUACGGCAGCGUAACAUGAGGGAAGCGGAGAUUUUAGCCAGCAACUUGGGAGAAGGUGGAAUCAGUCGUUAUGAAAUAUUGUCUGAUGUGGGGCAGCUACGUCGCCUUGCCCAUCUGCAAGAGAGUAUGGAGUGGUUUUCAUCAUCAGUGAUGUCUUUUGCUGAAGAAUUGCUCCAUAGUAGCUCUGUCUCAAACCACUCUGCAACUACCUUGGACCAGUUACCGCCAUUACCUGAAUCAUCUGUACAGUGUCUUCUGCAAUUGGCUAAAGAAUUUGAAGAAUUGGCCAACACGUGCCUUUUAGUUCUUCAUCUUGAGGUCCGUGUACAAUGCUUCCACUACUUGUUACCACAGGCUGACACAUUCAAUAGAUUUGCAGGGGGUGGAAUGGACUCGCAAGAGCCAGACCCACAAGUUUUUAAACUCAGCCAAGUCCUUAUCAACAUUGAUGAGGCAAUGACUUCCAGCCUUCAGCCACGAAAAAUCAAGUAUAUAUUUGAAGGUUUGGGACACCUGAUUGCAAAAAUCUUGAUCAGCUCUGCACAGUACAUCAGACAAAUUGACGAAGGCGGAAUUCGAAAAAUGUGUCGCAAUAUUUUUGCUUUGCAACAGACUCUCACCAACAUUACAAUGGCCAGAGAGAUAGCAUUGGAUCAUGCAAGACAUUACUUUGAGCUCUUCUAUCUCACUCCAGAGGAAAUACUAAGCAGAGUGAUGGAGAAAGGACCGAGUUUCUCAGAACUGGAAUACAUGAAUGCCUUCCAGUUAAUACAUCGUAGUCAAUCUGAUUCUGAUUAUGGUGCUGUUAACCUUCACCUUAAACGCUUAUCUGACAUUUUAGGAGAAGUGUCUGUAACAGUGUAAAGAUCUGCAAGUGUGCUGCAAUUCAGGUCUCUUGCAAG